AUGGGGGCUGGCGGCGGGCAGGAGCGCUCCAAAGCGGCGCGGCCAAGUCCCCCCGCAGCCCCUCCCCGGCGGCCUCCCCGCAUUGUCCGCGGUCAUCCCCGACCCCCCCGGCGGCUGCUCCGGUCCACAGGCAGCCCCGGCGCCCCCCUUUCCGGCCCGGGGCAUCUCGGAGGAGGGAAGGGAGAAGGGGAGAGCCCCGACCACGCCUGCGAUGUGCUCCGGGAUCGGCCGCAGCCCCGGGUUCGCGGCCGCCAUGAAGCCGGCGGCGGCGCGCGGGGCGGGCCGGGCUCUGGCGAGGCCACGCGGGCCGGCUGCUGGCGGAAAUCUGCAAAAAUCCACGUGAGCCGCCCCCUCCGCCAGCUGCCCGCGGCCCCUGACACGGCGGCAUUGAAGCCGGCCCGGAGAACGGUGUCCAGGGCCCAGCGAGGAUCCGAGGACCUAAGAUGUGCUCGAAGACUGGGGACUCGAGAGCCCACUCGCAGGAACAAUUGCUCUCUUUUCAAAACCGAGAGGAGCGAAAGGGCGCUCAUUGAUGUCACCUGGCAAAACCAAGACAGCCCACACUUCCUCGUGCGCUCUAACACUGCCAUCGCCCACUCCCCAAGCCCAAACCUGCAAGCCGGGUCCCCCGCUCAUCCUAAAGGCGAGACCGAGACCCGCAGGCCCGGAGGAGACAGAGGAGGGGCAGGAGGCCAGGAGAGGGGCGGUGCCCCUCUGGUCCUCCCGGCGGCGCCGGCCUCGGGCGACCCCAACCACCCCACCCCCCCAAGCAGGCGGCGGAAGAGCCGGGGCUGCCUGGCGGGGAGCGAGGCGGGAGCCGCGCGAAGCCUCCGGCUGCGGGGCAGAGAAGCCCCCGCUCGCCUCGCAGUUCCCUGGGCUCCCGUUUGCCCCGCACCCCGCCCCCCUCUCGGCCUGGGGGGCUUGUGUUCUCAGCCGCAGCGCAGGGAUGCUCGCGCUGCCUCCGCUGACCCUCUGCGGCCCCUAGCCCCCAACUCCUCCUACACUGUAUCCCAGGCCUCUCCAACUGACACUCCUUGGAGCAAGCCAGGGAGAGGCGGCAGGGAAGCCCCGGCCCUUCAGGAUUCCGAGAGCGCCUUCAAAGCGUCCCCUCCGCCCCACCCACCCCCCAACCAGUUAGCCAGAGAGCUGAGCCAGGCCUCCCUCAACACAAAGCAGACAGGCGCCUCGGCCGCGGGGCGGGAGAGCCCCGCUCGCUCCAAGGCGUCUCUGGCCCGACCUGCUCGGCCUGCGGAGCCCUCUUCCGUCCGGCGCCAGGAGGAAGCCACGCCACCUUUGCACCUCUGA
Rangifer tarandus platyrhynchus (Svalbard reindeer) is the source of this 1305-nucleotide messenger RNA. NCBI's taxonomy places the organism in Eukaryota, Metazoa, Chordata, Mammalia, Artiodactyla, Cervidae. The record is from the annotation of a GenBank genome assembly.